AUGCUUUCCCGGGCCGCCGAGAAGGUCGGGCUUGCGUGGAAUCCUCCACCACGUCCCGAACCUUCUCGGCUGGACGAUUGGUUUCUCGGGGCGGGCCGUGCUGGUUCUCAGUGCGCCGCCCCGGUACCUUUCUUUCCGGAGGUGCAUGAGGAGCUUUCUAAGACGUGGAAGGCACCGUAUAGUGCCCGAAGCCGUCCUAGUGGCUCCUCUCCCCUCGCCACCCUCGACGGCGGGGCAGCUAAGGGGUAUGUGGGGAUCCCCCCAGUGGAGCGGGCUGUCGCGAUGCAGUUGUGUCCGGCGUCCGCCUCCUCCUGGCGGGGUGACCCACGCCUCCCGUCCAAGGCCUGUAAGUUCUCGUCCGGUCUAACGGCGAGGGCUUACAAGGCCUGUGGACAGGCUGCUUCCGCUCUUCAUGCCAUGGCGCUCUUGCAGGUCCACCAGGCCCAGGCGCUCAUGGACAUGAACGAGGGUGGUUCUGACCCAGAGCUCUUCCGGGAGCUCCGUGUGGCAACCGACCUCGCCCUCCGGGCGACGAAGGAAACCGCACGUUCAGUCGGUCAGGCGAUGUCCACCUUGGUGGUCCAGGAGCGCCACCUUUGGCUCAACCUGGCGGACAUGAGGGACACCGAUAAGUACCGGUUCCUGGAUGCCCCUCUCUCCCAGCGGGCAGCAGUGGCUGUGUCCUGGACGCACUAUCGCCUCCGCACACUCACUCUGCCCUCCGACGGAAGCAGAUUGUCUGGUUGUAUGGUGACAGAGAGAGGCUGUUGUUUUCUGGCUUCAGCUCUGAGUUCAAACCCCUCACACCUGAGAGAGCUGGAUCUGAGCUACAAUCACCCAGGACAAUCAUUAGUCAAUCUGCUCUCUGAUCCAAACUACAGACUGGACAAACUCAAUCUGGAUCAUGGCGGAAAGUUCAGAACUACAAAAGGACUAAAGAAAUAUGCAUGUGAUCUCACCCUGGAUUUAAACACGGCAAACACUCGUCUCGCUCUGUCUGAGAGGAACAGUAAAAUGACACGUGUGGAAGAGGAGCAGCCGUUUCCUGAUCGUCCAGAGAGAUUUGAUGAAUGGCCUCAGGUUCUGUGUAGAGAGAGUCUGACUGGACGCUGUUACUGGGAGACUGAAUGGAGCAAGUGGGCUGAUAUAUCAGUGACGUAUAAAGGAAUCUGCAGGAGAGGACACAGUGAUGACUGUGGGUUUGGACUCAAUGAAAAGUCCUGGAGUCUGAACUGUUUUAUUAACAGUUUCACUGUCAGACACAAUAAUGAGAGUAUAUCUGCCCAUUCACAUCCCUCUAACAGAGUAGGAGUGUAUCUGGACUGGCCGGCCGGCACUCUGUCCUUCUACAGCGUCUCUAAAACACACACACUCACACACUUACACACAUUCAACAGCACAUUCACCGAACCUCUCUAUGCUGGAUUUGGGGUUCAUUUAGGUGGUUCAGUGUCUCUGUGUGAGAUUAAACCGCUUCCUGUGAGAAACAACUGAGACACAGUUGAGUGAAAGAAACUCACAUUAUCUCUCUCUUUAACUCACACAGCUGUAAACUCUUUCUCUCUUCAAAUCUUAAUUUCAGUGUGUAUAUUGAAACUCACACACAUUGACUUCGGUCUAAACGAGACACACCACA
Molecule: messenger RNA, 1636 nt
Organism: Rhinichthys klamathensis goyatoka
Lineage: Eukaryota; Metazoa; Chordata; Actinopteri; Cypriniformes; Leuciscidae
Exons: 5
Coding region: 1-1494 (497 amino acids)
Molecular function (GO): protein binding
Source: RefSeq, a predicted model, not a curated record